AUGGCACUUGUAAAAGAUGCUUUCACUAAGGUCAUAAGCAAUAUUGAACAUUUUAGUGAAAAAGAUUGGCAUAAUUGGGAUGGAAAUCAAAAAUGUACUCCUGAUGAAAUUUUUCGACCUGUCAAUUUACAUGAUUUAAAAACAAUUGUAAAAAAAGCAAAAGAGAAUAAUAAGAAAAUUCGUUGUGCUGCUGCUGGUCAUACUUGGAGUAGCCUUAGCGUUACUAAAGGAUACUUGGUAAUAGUUACUAAUUUAAAUGAUAUUGAGAUUCAAUAUAAUGAAAAGUUGAAAACUUGGACGGUCACCACCGAAGCUGGCGUAUAUCUUGAAGAUCUUGAUGAUAAGUUAAGGAAACAUAAUCCUCCAUUAACAUUUGAUUCUUCGACUGUAUUGAACACUGUAACAACCUCUGGCAUUGUAUCAACUGGUUCUCAUGGUACGAAAUGUGCAAAUUCAAAUAUCUCAGAAAAGGUAAUCUCUUUUCAAAUUGUAACAUCCGAUGGCGAACUUCAUGAGUUUUCUGAUGAGAUAGACCCUGUUGAAAUGGGUGCUGCUAGAAUAAGUCUUGGUCUCUUGGGAAUUAUAUAUAAGCUCACUUUUACGGUAGAACCAAUGUUUAAUUUGAUAAUGAAAGAUAGUUUUCCAAACAUUUCUGAUUAUUGGAAUGCAAAAAACCUCAAAAAUGACGUAUUGAAUUGUGAUAGUAUUGAAAUUAUAUAUUGGCCAUUUAAUGCACCUGGCCUUCAAGAGAAAAAUGACAAGCUUUGGGUAAAAACUUACAAAAGAACCGAUAAGAAAGUUACAGAGAAUCAGCUUGAAGUGAAAUUUUCGUCGGCCUUCCAAGGCUUUGGACUCAAAUUUGGGAAUCACCUUUAUGAACAUAUUGCUAAACAUCCGGAAUCUACCCCAUACAUUACUAAUCUUCUUUUUAAUGCUGGUGUUAAUCAUGAAAGUGAAAAGAUUUUACAAGCGCCUGAUGCAAUUCAUUUUCAGUCCGGUGUCGACUACCUCCUUUGUGUGGAACAAGAAUUUUGCUUCAAGGUCAAUCAUGAUUUUUCAAAUGCCAUUGACGAACUCAAACAUAUUAUUAAACGGAUUUAUGAAUUAGCUGCAGUUAACAAGUACCCGUUAAAUCUUUCAGUAGAAUUUCGAAUCAAUAAGGCGUCCAAAUGCCUGCUUGCUCCGACAUAUGAUAAAGACCCAGAUGCGUAUUACUGCCUAAUAACACUCUUGUCUGUUAAUGAUACUCAAGGUUAUCUCGAUUUUUCAAUUGAAAUAGCCGAAAGAUGGAUGAAGAAAUAUAAUGCACUGCCACAUUGGGGUAAACUUUGGGAACAUGUGCCUGGUAUUAUUCCGCAUAUGCGUAACAAUAUUGGAAAACGUCUAGAUGAGUUUGAAAAAGUUAGGGCAAAAUACGAUCCUGAUAAAUAUUUCUUUGAUAAUGAGUCUCUGAGACAACUUUUUACAACUGUUGAUACACCACAGUUUCCAGAAG
Molecule: messenger RNA, 1495 nt
Organism: Cetraspora pellucida
Lineage: Eukaryota; Fungi; Glomeromycota; Glomeromycetes; Diversisporales; Gigasporaceae
Source: the annotation of a GenBank genome assembly